Rotaria sp. Silwood2 is the source of this 1548-nucleotide messenger RNA. Lineage: Eukaryota; Metazoa; Rotifera; Eurotatoria; Philodinida; Philodinidae. The record is from the annotation of a GenBank genome assembly.
AUGGAAUUAAAGCAAAUUCAUUUUUUCAAAUAUAAACAUUUUCAAUCAUUAGAAAAAGAAGGAUAUAUUUUUGAUCUCGCUCGACCAUUAACGACAUUAGUUGGUUCAAAUAGCUCAGGGAAAACAACGCUUCUGGAAAUAUUACGAAUCUUUUUUACCGCUGUUAAGUAUGGAAGCAAAUGUUGUUCAUUAGAAGAUACAGAGUCGCUACUUGGAAUUAACUUCACACGACUAACUCACCGUCUGGAUGAUAUAUGGUUACAAGGUGUUUUUGAUGUUCCCUACAGAAUUGAAACCAAAACUAUGAAAAAUUUAAGUUUAAGAUUAAAUGUGUCGAUAAAAAUUGAGUGCGACAAUACACCAUCCAAUGACAUCGAAGACGAUGAAGAGUCUAAAACACCACGCGUUCAUAUUCGAAUUCUGGUACCGAGUGAAAAUACGACUUUUGAGCCAGUGGAGACAACUGAGGACGAAUGUCCACAAACAACUAAACAUAUUUCUCUUUAUCAAGAUCAUUAUGGCAUACUUGGAAAUUUGUUUCCAACGGCAUUAUUAUUCAAUAGCAAAACUGUAGCGAAUGGUAAUUUUAAAAGCUUGUACGAACAAUACUCAGACAUUGAUGAACAUCAAGAAGAAUUGUCCAAAGAAAUUCAGCAUAUAUUUCCGUUUAUUGAACUUACUAAGACGGAGGAUUCGCACAGUGACCAAGUAGAAAACAAGGAGGAACAAGCUCAAAACGAUCAGAAACAUCAAACAGAAAAUCCUUAUACGCUAAGGGUAAGUGCAUGGCGGAGUGUAUCCAACCCUCCAAAGUACUUAUCGAGCUACUCAUCGGAAAGUUCACUAAAUAAACUUUAUGAGUCAACAACGUUUGGUGAUGUCACUUCUGCUGGUGAGCGUGUAUUACAAUGUUUAUACAUUAUUACCACAAUAUGUUGUAUAAAGCGGAAUACAAUUAUAUUAAUUGAUGAACUAGAUGCUCAUGUAUUUGCCUCUGCGCAGAAGUUAUUAAUCAAUUUCUUUGAUCGUAAACUAGAGAAAUUUCGUGAAUUGAAUUCCUUCUGUCAAAUGGUAAUUAUCACUCAUUCACCAGAGGUUAUGCAAGCGGUUAAAUUGAAAGACAUUCGACAAAUUCAUUUAGAUUCACAAGAACGUAUAAUCAUUGCAACAAAAUCGUUGGAAUGCAGUUCCCAGUUACUCAAUGUAAUGACUGACAUCGGAGCAACUAUCUUCGACCACAGUGAAUUGGUUAAACUGUGUCGCUAUGGAAAACUUUUAUACUUAGAAAAUCAUGAUGAUUACGAGUUCUUACGUGGAAUAAUAAAUCAAGUCAAACCAGAAUUAUUAAAUGUUCCAUUUACACCAAAGGCUAAAGGUGGGCGAACUGCAACGUAUCAGAUUAAAGAAUUAAUAUCUGAACUUCGACAAUUAGUACCGAAGAAACGUACGCUUCAUAUUUCCGUACUUGUUGAUGCAGAUCUUCGAUUGAAAACGUCUAGGAAAAAGAGAAACAAGAUUACGAUGGAUUACAAAAAGAUCAAAGUUUAA